Molecule: messenger RNA, 2673 nt
Organism: Mesorhabditis belari
Lineage: Eukaryota; Metazoa; Nematoda; Chromadorea; Rhabditida; Rhabditidae
Source: the annotation of a GenBank genome assembly
AUGGGCGGCUUCCAAUCGCAACAAUCCGAUCCGGAGAAUGAGGCCGGUUUUGGGCGUCGUCAAGAAGAUCGUUUAAUGUACAAAUUGGUGGAUAUGCACGGUGGAGGGGAGCUGAUCGCGUGGAUGAGAUACGCUGGUCGUUACGGGGAUUACUCGAUGGUUGAGGGGUAUUUCGAUUCAAAAGUUAGCGAGAGCAUGUACAACCAGGGAAAGGGGAAGAUCAUGUCGAUAAACGAGUUGGUCAAAAUACGAAAUCAGGAACGAAACGACUAUUGGCAACGCCUUUUAGCGAAACGACAAAACGGAAAAACGGCACCGAAUCUUCUCGAUCAUUUCAAUCAAGAGGGAAAUAAUACGGGUGAUGUGCAAAAAGCGCUGAAACUUUUGGAUGGUGGCGGAAAGAAAGGGAAAAACGAGUCAAAGUACCGGGAUGUUGUGUGGAAAUUCGAGGAAAGGGGCAGUAUGGGUGAGACUCUAAUGGGCGUCGCUCUACUCACCACCACUCCCGCUCAUCACUCGCUCGUCGUGCGUCUAGCCAACGAGUUCCCGAAACUCGUCAACGACUAUUGUAUCUCGGAAGAUUAUUACGGAAUGUCCCCACUCCAUCAAGCGAUCAUCAACGAAGACUGUCACAUGGCGCACAUUUUACUCAAGAAAGGAGCCAAUGUGCAUACUAGAUGUUAUGGAGCAUUUUUUUGUGCUGAGGAUCAGCGGAGCCAUCGCGGAGACAUCCCCGACGAGGAGUCGGUUCAAUUGCCCAUUCGAACCAAUUACACUGGUCGAAUGUACUUUGGUGAGUACCCAUUGUCGUUUGCAGCCUGUAUGAAUGAGGAGGAUUGCUUUCGAUUGUUGAUCGCUUACAAGGCCAAUCCGAACAAUCAGGAUUGCAAUGGGAACACCGUACUUCACAUGUGCGUCAUUCACGAGAAUCUGAAAAUGUUACGUCUUGCCGUCGACAAGGGAGCGAAACUCUCGAUCGUCAAUCGACAACAACUCUCCCCAUUGACACUUGCAGCAAAGCUAGCGAAACGCGAGAUGUUUGUCGAGAUUUUGGGCAUGGAAGCCGAUGUCAUUUGGUCGUAUGCCGAUGCAUCACAGACCGCCUACCCCGCGCUCUCUUUGAUCGUUUAUGGGGGGUCAACAGAGCACUUGGAGCUGCUCGACGGCCUCUUGGAAAGCAUUAUCGAAAGCAAAUGGGCGGCUUAUGGAAGGAAGAGAUGGAUCAUCUCGUUCUUGAGCUUUGUUGUUUACUAUAUUUUCUUCGUUGUUGCUUUCAUUUUACGGCCCAUCAGCAUGACCACAGAGGCAAUCACCAAACACAACAUCUGCGAGUCGGGCUUGCCGAGUCAAAACACAUCGUGGUGGACGAAACUCGAUCCGGACGAUAAUUGGAAUGAGAAAUUCGAUGAACUCGGCUUUGUGGUCGCUUUCAAUGAAGGAUGUCCGAUCACGUUUCCUGGUGACAAAUCGUGGUGUCAUUUACGGGAUUACAAUAAAAUGAGCUCGCGAUAUUUUGGAUCCGGAUGGGCUCGACUCGGCUGUGAGGCUGUCGUUGUCGUUUGUGUCAUCGCGCAAAUCACCAUGGAUCUCAUCGACAUUCGCCGAAUUGGACGACAAAAAUGGAUGGCACUUUUGAAAUCUUUCCCCGCCAAAAUCAUCUACAAGUUCUCCUUUCUGCUCAUCCUGCUCGUGAUCCCGGUGCGUACUCUGUGUUUUGUUGGUCCGGCAAUGCUCGAGAUCGACAACUACUUGUCGAUCAUCUCCGUUCUCUUCACCACUGUGCAUUUUCUGUUUUAUUGUCGUGCCAUCAAAUUCAUCGGUCCAUUCGUCUUGAUGAUCUACACAAUCAUCAGGACGGACAUCUUGCGUUUCGUCACCAUUUACGUGAUUUUCCUCUUCGGUUUCUCACAAGCUUUCUACAUCACAUUCAACUCGUGCGAGAAGUACAAGAAUCAACUGAUCGCAUCUGGCGCCUCAGAGAAUGAGUCGGAUUGGGUCGAUCAAGAUGGACGUCUUCACAUGGGAAUCGCCGAUUUCGACAAUAUCCUCGCCUCACCCCAGGAGUCUUUUAUUCGAACGUUCAUCAUGACAAUCGGUGAAUUCAUGAGUCUCUAUCGUGAGCUUGCCACUUGUCAAGAUCCAGUGAUGACCGUGAUGGGAAAGCUGUGUUUCAUCGUUUUCGAGUUGCUCGUCUUCGUACUUCUCUUCAAUUUGCUCAUCGCUUGCCUCACGCGCACCUACGAGACGAUUUUCAACACGAGAAAAGAGUACAAGAGACAGUGGGCUCAAGUAAUCCUCUCGCUGGAGAUGUCCCUUUCACCGCAGGAACGUCUCAUUCACCUCCUCAAAUACUCACGUCCCAUCGGCACAAACAAACAACGACGCAGCUAUGUAAUCAACAAAAAGCUAAAUGAAGACAACAUGGAGAGCUACGAGAAGCGGGCACAAGACGAAAAGUCCAAGUCGAUCGCUGAAGAAAAACGCUUUUUACAGAAGAGGAAACUCAAGGACCUCGAGCUACGAGAGGGUCUCCGCCCGUUAACAGCUCUUAUCCGCCCUGUGACCUCAUACCUUUCGGGUUUGGGUCGACCGAAAACGAAAGCGGUGAAAUCACACGAGAACCCGAUGAUCACUGUCUAUGCAAAGAGGGCAAUAAAUAGGACGAAUAAUAAA